This is a messenger RNA of Humulus lupulus (European hop), 1032 nucleotides long. RefSeq names its product protein FAR1-RELATED SEQUENCE 9-like. Lineage: Eukaryota; Viridiplantae; Streptophyta; Magnoliopsida; Rosales; Cannabaceae. The transcript has a single exon. Gene Ontology annotation, biological process: regulation of DNA-templated transcription. The coding region runs from base 1 to 1032 and encodes 343 amino acids. The record is from RefSeq and is a predicted model, not a curated record.
AUGUUUCUUGGAGUAAAUCAUCACAAGCAAACCAUUAUCUUUGGAGCUGCACUAUUAUACGAUGAAACUACUCAAAAUUUUAUUUGGUUAUUUGACACAUUUGUUAAGGUAAUGCCAGGAAAAAAGCCAAAGACUAUUCUCAUAGACCAAGAUGCAGCAAUGGAAAAAGCUUUAUCUUCUCAAUGGCCAGAAAUAACUCAUCGCCUAUGUAUUUGGCAUAUAUACCAAAACGCUGCAAAACAUCUUAGUGGAGUUUUUGAACAUUUUCGAGAAUUUACUAAGAAUUUUAGUAGUUGUAUCUAUGACUAUGAAGAAAAGGAUGAAUUCUUUGAAGCUUGGAAUAAUAUGCUUGAGAAAUAUGAUCUUAUCAGUAACAAAUGGUUGCAAGAUAUGUUUGAUUUAAAGGAAAAAAGGGCAUUAGUAAAUGGAAGAGAGACAUUUUGUGCAGAUAUGACAACCACUCAACGAAGUGAAAGUAUGAAUAAUGUGAUUAAGAAUUAUGUUAGCUAUAAUUAUGACAUUCCGAGAUUUUUUCAGCAUUUUCAAAGGUUAGUUGAGGAUUGUCGACAUGGUGAAUUGAAAGUUGAUUUCAAAGCAACACAACGUGCAUUGUCACUAUCUUUGCCAAUAGAAAUAUUGAAGCAUGCAUCCAUUGUUUACACUCCAGCUGUAUUUAGAAUGUUUGAAAAAGAAUUGUGCAAAGCUUAUGAUUGUGCUAUGAACAUUCAAAAUGAGGUCGGAACAGUGACAGAGUAUAAAAUUACCCCUCAUGAAAAACAUUUAAAUCAUACUGUUAUAUAUGAUUCUUCCAAUGGAACAGUGACAUACAGUUGCAAGAAAAUUGAUUUUGCAGGAAUUUUGUGUGUGCAUAUUUUGAAAGUAUAUUCAUCUAGAAAUAUCAAAAGAAUUCCUUAUCAAUAUAUUUUGAAAAGGUGGACAAAGUAUUCUAAAAUAGGAAAUUCUACAACUGAGCAGGGUGAGAGUAUGUUUGUUGGGGAUACAAAAAAGAAAAGAAAAGGGAAGAUGCUAUAA